UUUGAUCUCUACCAGUCUUCUCUCGCCAACCAAUCUGCUGGCUCAAACCAUCCGUCACAGUAAUCGAGUCUGGAACGAUACCAACUCAUCCGCCACAGUCCCCACAUUGUUGAAGCAUACACAUCCACACACCGUCCGGGUUGCUUUAAUUUAACAUUCGGGCUAGCAUGACGAGCAUUGUGCGGCUGGAAACUCUACCGACUGAAUUGCUCGAGAGCAUCUUUUCUUACUUGCCUCCAGAGUCAAUUUUGGCAUUCCAGUAUACCUGCAAACGAAUAGCGUCAAUAGGCAACGAGCCAAGUCUAUGGAAACGUCAUUGUGAAGAAGGCUGGCGCUAUUGGCAUCCAAAGCAUGACAUUGUCUCGUUGCUACGAGCCCCAGUAGACACCGUAGACUGGAGGGCCUUGUUCCGGCGGCGAAAGGAAACCGAUCGCUUCAUUUCCCAGACUCUGAGCAGCAUACUCGCAUCGCAGCAGGCUAGAAGUCUGAAUACUAAGAAGAUCGUUGAACUUGGCUAUGACGCGAAAGAGGAACUUCUUCGCCAGUGUAAGCCGCCCAUUGAUUCAGAGGAUUUUUUAGCGAGGAAGUACUAUAGCUCGGCGGCUCUAAAUUGCAUACAUCGCUCUGUUGCAAUCCAGGAAUGGCUCAAGCUACGCAACGCGUGCGACGUCCCUUUGGAAAAUGCUCUGGCUGCAUUCGACAUGUUCGUCCUAGGCAAUGAGAGCGCCGAUAUCCAGGAAGUCGCGCAAACGCUCGACAGCCUCGCCGCUGAGUUUCGCACCAUACACCCGGAUCAUGGCGAGUUGAGCACACGACAGCGAGCAGUCACCCUGGCGAACUUUCUUCGUUUGCAGAGUUUCUGUGGGGUCAAUGAUGAAUCUUACAAGAACAUGGAGAACAACUUUAUCGGUCUCGCCCUGCGCGAUCCACAGCACGAGGCUCUUCCACUGAUCACCGUUGCGAUCUUUUGUGCUGUUGCUAGACGUCUUGGCCUCGAUGCAUCCUGUUGUGGCUACCCAUUUCAUAUAUACGCCAUAGUCAGCGCGCCAGACGAACAAGACCUGGAUGGCAAACAAACGAAUCGUUCAGACGCCAAGCCGAUCCGCCCGAGAAUAUACCUGGACCCCUUCCGAUCGGACGUUGAGAUAUCCGAGCACCAACUCAGGCGUACCUUAGACUCAAUGGGUGUCCGAAGCUGGAACCACGACGAGUACCUCAGCCCAGCAAGCGUGACGGAGAUGGUCCUCCGCUCAACACGCAAUCUGCAACGCGCUGUGCAGGAAGCUGAGAUGCCCGCAUUCGACGCUGUCCCUGUACCGGGAAUACCAAACCAACUGCAAGCGUGGUACAGCGUGAUAUGGGCAAAUGUCACUCUCACCACCGGGCUCAGCGAUGGCGAGGCGUUCGCCACAAACGAGCUACACUUACGCCAGACUGUAUCCCUCUUCACUUCGCGCUUCCAGCCGGACCAACCCUGGGACCUCAGUCUGAUGGAAAUGCACCUUCUCCCCCUGUUUAAAGAUCUCCCCGGCGAAGAGGAACUAGAAGAUUUCAUCCGCGUCACCAACGAUGUGGACAGCAUGCCGAAAAGACCUAUUCGACGUACAGCCAGCAAGGUCGUCACUUACAAAGUCGGACAACUGUUCUCGCACAGAAAGUAUGCGUACGAGGGCGCCGUUAUCGGAUGGGAUCCGGUAUGCGAGGCGGGAGAGGACUGGAUCCAGAGGAUGAAGGUCGACACUACGUUGUCGAGAGGACGACACCAGAGUUUCUACCAUGUCGCCGUGCGCGAUGGAAGUAUCCGAUAUGUCGCCGAAGAGAACAUCAACCCGUCGGAAGGGCCUCCAUCGGAGCGCAUGUUGAGCCUUGCUGGGCGGUGGUUCAAGCGCUGGAGCGACGAGCACAACGUGUUUGUCAGCAAUGUGCGGGACGAGUAUCCAGAUGACUGAAUGGGCGGGGCAUCUAGGUUCAAGCUACUGUCUAAAACAAGGCACUUAUGACACCGAAAUAACAUGUGGCUUGUCUGCGCAUGUUGGGUGGAUAAUGAGAUCACGCUGGAUGAAUGGAACGAGCUUCAUGUCUACCUAGACGGCCUAACGUCCUAAAAAUCUAUCUUCUUGACGAGCCAUGACUUCAA
Messenger RNA from Pseudovirgaria hyperparasitica, 2137 nucleotides. RefSeq names its product F-box domain-containing protein. The transcript has 2 exons. The record is from RefSeq and is a predicted model, not a curated record. Gene Ontology annotation, molecular function: DNA binding; protein binding. NCBI's taxonomy places the organism in Eukaryota, Fungi, Ascomycota, Dothideomycetes, Acrospermales, Acrospermaceae. The coding region runs from base 168 to 1949 and encodes 593 amino acids.